AUGAAGCGCCCUAGGACGGAGCAGGAGCCGGCGGGCGAGGUGUCGCUGGCGCUGUCGCUGAGCACUACGGAAUCGUCCACGACGUCGGACUCCACGGGGACCCCGUCGUCGUCGGCGAAGCGGGCGCGGCGGAGGGGCGCCGUGGUGGCCACGUCGGGGGAGGGGGAGUUCGUCUGCAAGACCUGCAGCCGCGCCUUCACCUCGUUCCAGGCGCUUGGCGGCCACCGGACCAGCCACCUGCGGGGCCGCCACGGCCUCGAGCUCGGCGUCGGCGCCAGGGCGCUCAAGCAGCACAAGCAGGCCGCCGCCGCGGCCAACGGCGGCAGCGGAGGAGACAAGCCGCCGCAACAGCAGCAGCACGAGUGCCACAUCUGCGGGCUCGGCUUCGAGAUGGGGCAGGCGCUGGGCGGCCACAUGAGGAGGCACCGCGAGGAGAUGGGCGCCGCCGACGCCGCCAACGCCUGGGUCUGGCGCACCGAGGCCCCGCGCGCCGCCGCCAUCGAUCCGCCCGUCUUGCUCGAGCUCUUCACUUAG
Messenger RNA from Miscanthus lutarioriparius, 534 nucleotides. Lineage: Eukaryota; Viridiplantae; Streptophyta; Magnoliopsida; Poales; Poaceae. The record is from the annotation of a GenBank genome assembly.